AGGGGCUACGGCAGCAGAACUGGGGUUGCUCUGAGGAGGAGCAGUAGUGCCGUACCGAUGGAUUUCCAGCCUAGCAUCCUGCGCGAUGGCAGCCCCAUGGAGAGCCUGGAGAAGCAGCUGCUGUGCCCCAUCUGCCUGGAGAUGUUCAGCAAGCCUGUGGUGAUCCUGCCCUGCCAGCACAACCUCUGCCGCAAGUGUGCCAAUGACAUCUUCCAGGCUGCCAAUCCGUACUGGCAGAGCCGAGGCAGCAGCAUCAUUUCGGGGGGCCGGUUCCGCUGCCCUACGUGCCGCCACGAGGUCCUGCUGGACCGCCACGGUGUCUAUGGGCUGCAGAGGAACCUGCUGGUGGAGAACAUCAUCGACAUCUACAAGCAGGAGUUCUCCAGCAGGCCACUCAAGAAGGGGGAGCACCCCAUGUGCAAGGAGCACGAGGAUGAGAGGAUCAACAUCUACUGUGUCACCUGCGAGGUCCCCACCUGCUCCAUGUGCAAGGUCUUCGGUGCUCACAAGGACUGUGAAGUGGCCCCUCUGCAGAGCAUCUUCCAGGGCCAGAAGAGCGAGCUGAACAACUGCAUUUCCAUGCUAGUGGCAGGGAACGACCGCAUCCAGACCAUCAUUUCCCAGCUGGAGGAUUCCUGCCGCAGCACUGAGGAGAACAGCGAGGCAGCCAAGCAGGAGCUCUGUGCACGUUUUGAUGCAUUUGCAGCGCUGCUGGAGGAGAAGAAGAUGGAGCUGCUGGGACGCAUCACCCGUGAGCAGGAGGACAAGACAGGCUUUGUGCAAGGCCUCAUCCACAAGUAUAAGGAGCAGCUAGAGAAGUCCAGCCGGCUGGUGGAAACGGCCGUCCAGGCCAUGGAGGAGACCGACGGGGCCGCCUUCCUCAUGAAUGCCAAGCAGCUCAUUAAAACGAUUGUGGAGGCCUCCAAGGGCGGCAGGCUGGAGAAGAUUGAGCAAGGCUAUGAGAACAUGGAUGCCUUCACAGUCAAUCUUGAGCACCUCACCGAUGCCGUCCAUGCCUUGGACUUUGAGUCAGAUGAGGAGGAUGAGUUCUAUGAGGAGGUGGAAGAAGAUACAGGAGACACAGAACCCGAAAGGGUAGCAGCAGCCCCCCAGUAGGACGCAGGAUGUCCAGGACAGAACCUGGGGACACGCUGACGGGGCCAGCCAUCCAGCUCCAGUACAGGACACUUUUCUAUACGGGUGCCAAGAGGACUAUUCCGCACAUUUUAUAUGUUCCUUGUUUUGUAUAUAAUUGUAAUGGAGUUGUGUAUUUUGUACAGAAAA
This is a messenger RNA of Lagopus leucura (white-tailed ptarmigan), 1284 nucleotides long. RefSeq names its product tripartite motif containing 63 (gene TRIM63). The record is from RefSeq and is a predicted model, not a curated record. The transcript has 9 exons. Lineage: Eukaryota; Metazoa; Chordata; Aves; Galliformes; Phasianidae. Gene Ontology annotation, molecular function: zinc ion binding. Bases 58 to 1116 code for a protein of 352 amino acids.